This is a messenger RNA of Peromyscus leucopus (white-footed mouse), 1190 nucleotides long. It is a transcript of the gene Cldn16, whose product is annotated as claudin 16. Gene Ontology annotation, molecular function: structural molecule activity. The record is from RefSeq and is a predicted model, not a curated record. Gene Ontology annotation, biological process: cell adhesion; bicellular tight junction assembly. NCBI's taxonomy places the organism in Eukaryota, Metazoa, Chordata, Mammalia, Rodentia, Cricetidae. Gene Ontology annotation, cellular component: bicellular tight junction; plasma membrane.
CUAAGGGCCUGAGAAAGAUCAGUUUACAGGCUCCAGCCCUGCCGGGGAUCCUUCCUCCGUCCUCCAUCUUGGCACAGCCACAGGCCUCUGUGACCAUACGUUCCCAUUAGCUCACAGCCAGGGCUCCAUCUCCCAUGCACCAUAAUGUGCUCAGUUAUUCCCCUGCCCUGGCUUCUGAUUGGGAGCCUAGCAGCUGGAUAGUGACCUCCAGGACCCUCGCUCGAUUACAGCCUGUUUGUACAAGUCUUUCUGCCGUUUAAGGUGCCUGCAAGAGGGGUGUGAGGAACAGUAAGAGACUGGGCACUCUUGGCCCCAGGGACCGGCAUCAGAGGCCAAUAGCAUUCCAGCUGGGCUGGCAUCUGCCCAUGUGUCUCUUCGCGGGUUGCUUGCUGCCAUGAGGGAUCUUCUUCAGUAUGUUGCCUGUUUCUUGGCCCUUUUCUCCACCGGGUUUUUGAUUGUGGCUACCUGGACAGACUGUUGGAUGGUGAAUGCUGAUGACUCUCUAGAGGUGAGCACAAAAUGCCGAGGCCUCUGGUGGGAGUGUGUCACCAAUGCUUUCGAUGGGAUACGAACCUGUGACGAGUAUGACUCCAUAUAUGCAGAACACCCCUUGAAGCUGGUGGCAACCCGGGCACUGAUGAUUACAGCGGACAUUCUUGCUGGCUUUGGAUUUGUCACCCUGCCUGGGCUCGACUGUGUGAAGUUCCUGCCUGGUGAGCCACACAUUAAAGUUCGCCUCUGCUUUGUUGCUGGGACCACACUACUUAUUGCAGGUGCCCCUGGAAUCAUUGGUUCUGUGUGGUAUGCUGUGGAUGUUUAUGUCGAGCGUUCUUCUCUGAUUAUACACAAUAUAUUUCUUGGGAUCCAAUAUAAAUUUGGCUGGUCCUGCUGGCUUGGAAUGGCUGGGUCUUUGGGUUGCUUUUUAGCUGGAGGUCUCCUCACCUGCUGUUUGUACCUCUUUAAAGAUGUGGGACCCGAGAGGAACUACCCUUAUGCCAUGAGGAAGCGCUAUUCCACCGCAGGUGCUUCCAUGGCCAAAUCCUACAUGGCUCCUCGGACAGAGACAGCGAAAAUGUAUGCUGUAGACACCAGGGUGUAAAACCGGCCAAAUGUCAAUCUGUGCUUUAUGUUGUUGUUUAAUUAAUCAAUCAAUGUGUUCAAGUUAAUAAAAGUAACUGAUCAAUCUUGGA